AUGGAGAGUCACAAUUCGGCCGCGGCAAAGAGCAACACCCCGACCGCGCCUGACACUGACAUGUGGGCGCACUCCCUCAACCAAGCGAGAAAGGACUCUGCCACCGACCAAGUCCAAUCCACACAGAACAGCGACGAGGAAGAAUUGAAGAUUGACGAUGUGGAGGGAAUCACGGACACUAUGCCUGGUGUGAGCGAUGCCGAGGCGAGCUCAUUCCAAGAGGACGAUUCGUCAACUUCACUCGAUGUGGUCGACUCGGUUCUGGUCGAUGUUUCCAUCACGACUGAGGAGAACGGAAUCACUCGCAAGCAGGAAGUUGCCGCGACGGAUCCUCAGGAUGGCUAUGUCCAUUCCGAAGAGAAUGGAAGCCAGGCAGCCGAGACGCCCUCUGGUUCGCCUCGCGGCGCGAUGCCGACCACCAUUCCGCCGCAACUCACUACCAUCUCCUCCAUCCUCAGCUCCGAGACUCUCAAGGCCCCUCGCGGCGUUUGUUCGGAGCACGGCGCCGACAUCAUCACAGUCAAAUACCCACAGGAUCGCAGCUGA
Molecule: messenger RNA, 546 nt
Organism: Zymoseptoria tritici IPO323
Lineage: Eukaryota; Fungi; Ascomycota; Dothideomycetes; Mycosphaerellales; Mycosphaerellaceae
Exons: 3
Coding region: 1-546 (181 amino acids)
Source: RefSeq, a predicted model, not a curated record